Molecule: messenger RNA, 6608 nt
Organism: Paramuricea clavata
Lineage: Eukaryota; Metazoa; Cnidaria; Anthozoa; Malacalcyonacea; Plexauridae
Source: the annotation of a GenBank genome assembly
AUGAAGAUAAAUUUGCUUAUUUCCCUUCUCUUUAAUCUGGUAUACGUAGCAAGAGGAAAUAGCAAGCCAAACAUUCUGUUCAUAUUUGCUGAUGACUAUGGCUUCAACGAUGUUGGCUACCAUGGUUCCGAAAUAAAAACACCAGUCUUGGACAAACUAGCAAAUGAAGGUGUUAUCCUCGAGAAAUAUUAUGUCCAACCAAUAUGUACUCCAACAAGAUCAACAAUGCUUACUGGUAGAUAUCAAAUUCAUACAGGUUUGCAACAUGGCGUUUUACGCCCUGCGCAACCAAAUUCCUUACCUCUUGACGAAACUACAAUCGCAGACAAAUUAAGUGAAAGCGGUUACAAAACUCACAUGGUUGGGAAAUGGCACAAUGGAUAUUAUAAAAAGGAGUGCAUGCCAACCUACAGAGGAUUUGACUCAUAUUUUGGAUAUCUCAACGGAGCUGAGGAUUAUUACACACAUGUGCUAAGCGGUGGUUUCCCAGAUUUAUUACCGUUUAGUUUAUGGAGCGGUUAUGAUCUGCGCAGAAAUGAAACUGUAAGUACAAAAGAAAAAGGAGAGUAUUCGACAUUUUUAUUUGCAAAAGAAGCUCAGAACGUUAUCACGAAUCAUGAUUCCAGUUCCCCAUUGUUUUUAUAUCUAGCAUUUCAAGCAGUACAUGCGCCCUUGCAAGUGCCCCAACAAUAUAUCCAGCAGUAUGAGGGAGUGAUAAAAGAUAAGAAUAGACGUACUUAUGCCGGCAUGGUGUCUGCUAUGGACGAAGCCAUAGGAAAUGUGACUAAAACACUGCAAGAAAAAGGACUUUGGAAUAACACUGUAUUGAUAUUUAGCACUGAUAAUGGUGGUCAGGUGUAUGACGGGGGAAAUAACUGGCCAUUGAGGGGUUGGAAAGGAUCAUUGUGGGAAGGUGGUGUACGUGGUGUAGGAUUUGUCAACAGUCCUUUGUUAACAAAGCCAAGAAGAGUUUCGCAUGAAAUGAUCCAUGUUUCUGAUUGGUUCCCGACUCUGGUGAAGUUAGCUGGUGGUGAUUUGAAUGGUACAAAACCUUUAGAUGGUUUUAAUGUUUGGGAAACAAUAAACACAGAUGAACCAUCUCCUAGAACUGAACUAUUGCACAACAUCGAUCCAGUAAAGACACCAUGGUAUUGUAAACGUGCGAGUCAUGGUUAUCAAUGGUGUCCACAGGCUGCAUUACGUGUUGGGGACUGGAAACUACUCACAGGAUGUCCAGGAGAUUCACGUUGGAUUCCACCUCCGAACUCAAGUCUCAACUUGAAUGAAGAAAAUUAUUUGAACAAUGACAACAAAAAGUUGUUUUUGUUUAAUAUUGCCCAGGAUCCUGAAGAACGACAUGAACUAUCUUCUCAAUAUCCAGAGAAAGUGAAGGAAUUAUUGUUGAGACUUGAAGAAUACAAUAGUACUGCAGUGCCUGUACGAUACCCUAACCCUGAUCUUGCUGCUAAUCCCGCACUGCAUCAUGGGGUAUGGUCACCAUGGGUCAUCUCAGAACAUGCAGACAUUACUGCAUAGUAAUUAUACAUGUAUGGUUGUAAUGUACUGCAUAGUAAUUAUACAUGCAUGGUUGCAAUGUACUGCAUAGUAAUUAUACAUGCAUGGUUGCAAUGUACUGCAUAGUAAUUAUACAUGUAUGGUUGCAAUAAAUAAAGUGGACUUAAGAUCGAUUUGAACUUGCUAUUUUAGGCGGGCAUUUAGAGACCGAUUAAAGUGUUUUAUGUGAUUUAAAUAAUAUUACAAUUAUGAAAACUAUUAUGUACUAUUUAAAACACGAGUAGGAGCGUUUUAUCAGAUGUAAAACGCGAGGCACAGCCGAGCGUUUUAUGUCUGAUAAAACACGACAACGAGUGUUUUGAAUAGUUAUAUCUCAACUACUCAAGCAACCAUUUAAUUGUCAUUAAAAUACUCAUUAAUAAUUCAUAAACCUUGUGGUAAAUCAUGUCAACCAUAAUAUGUCACGUGGAGUGACUUUAUACCUGAUAAAGCAUGUGGCAUUAUAUAAGGUCCUAUUACCUAUCCCAAAAUUAAAAUAUAUCUGGAAUAAAUCACGUAAAAAUAAAAUUAAACAAAUGUGAGAAAGUAACGAAAUAUGAAAUGAAAAUAACGCCAUAAAAUGAAAAUAACGAAGUAAAACGUUACUUCUUAAAACGACUUCGUUCCAAGUAAAAGUACUCCAGAAAAAGUUUACUUUGUUACAUGCUCACUUCUCAAAAAUAGUACUCAAGUACAGUAACGAAGUACAUUUACUUCGUUACUUGACAUCACUGAUUUUAAGCUACGUCGUAUAAAUAUGCAUGCUAUAUCAUUAUAGAAACAGCGGUCAGAAUGAAUAAAAUAGUAAUAGAAAUUUAUUUAAUAUGUAUUAUACAGGAUGUGGUUGCUCAGUUCACCCGAGACUCAUGAUAAACGUACUCGACAACGAAGGCCUAAGGGUUAGUUUUUGACGAGAAAGCAAAACGGGAGGACCCAGAGAAAACCCCUCGAAGGGGAAGGGAGCAACCUAAACUAUACGUACAAACGUUUUCAAGCACACCCUCAACCUAUAGUAGCAGGGGUAAGGGGUAUGACCCAUGCUCUUCCACUAAAAUAGAAAAAAAUAAAAAAAUAUUAUAAUUUAGUAAUCUGCACAGCAAUAAUAAAAUCUUUGAAUAUAUGUAUAUAUUUGUUGAAAUGAAAUGCGCACAAACAUUACCACUACAUAGAAGGUUAUACUUUCCUGCUCAGUCAUAGACUUACGGUUGAGAACAAAAAACCUGGCCAUCACCCGCAGAGGCGAAUGGGAAACUGUCUAUGGAAAAUUUAACUUUUCAUUAUUGCAUAAUACUGUAUAAUUAUCGUAUAACAAGACAGUCUCGCGGGAUUCACGCGUGACGUGAAACACAUGUUUUUGAGAGAGUAUAGUGUUUGGAUUUGAGAAUAGAACUUGAAAUAUUUAGUACAACUUUUAUUUUAUGUAAAUUUGUUUGUUGUUAUUAUUAUUAUAUUAUUCUACUUCUUAACGAGUGAAGAUCUUAUUUUACAACACGGUCCUUUAGAACAGGACAUCGUGCUUACGUGAGCAAAAUUACUGCCAACAAAAUUUUCGAUCAUUUUAGCGGAUCUACGAGUGAAAGAGAAAAGCUAGAAAGUUUCAAGGUUACUUUCAAAUAUAAGAAAGACGUUCUUAAGAGUAUUGACGAAACUAUAUUGGAGUUAACGAAAUAUGAAGACAUCAAUAAAGAGAUAAUCGAAGCUAUACAAGGGCGGAUCAAAAAGUUCUGGCACUUGUCCGAUAUUGCUUAUAAUUCACACACAACGUUCCAAAUUACAGUAACAUUCGCUCAAAGUAGCUUCCUUCGACUUCUAUACAUUGUUACAUCCUCAUUCUGGAUUUCUGAAAGCAUUGGCGAUAUUCUUAAACAAGUAUGUCCUUCAUCGCUACAUGGACGGCUUUAUCACUGUCUUGGAUCCUUGAAAACGACCUUCCAGCAAUGAUAGAUUUUAUUUUUGGAAAGAGCCAGAAAUCGCAAUUAAGGAGCUAGGUUUGGUGAGUAUGGUGGAUGUUCUAUCAAAUGGAUAUCAUUCUCAUCAAGAUAAGUCUGUCUAAGGCGUGUUUUGUGAGGAGAUGCAUUGACAUGAUGCAAUUGAUUUUGCGCCAGACUGUCGUCCUUUGUUCCCUCUGCUCUGCUUAUCCCAAGUUCCAAGGCGAGAAAUCUCAGUGUUAUAGCUGGGUCUUCUGCAAUUAACCCAUCUGCUCUUUUCACUCAACGGUCGAUCACACCGUCGUUGGUCUCCCAGCAAGUAAUUCAUCUUCAACACUCUCUCUGCUAUCAGUAAAAUACUGAAUCCGUCUUGCAAUCGUUCGAAAAGAAAGUGCAUGGUCGCACUAAACCUUCACUAAAGGAAUACCGAAUGGUUCUCCGUGCAGGAUUGCGUGAUUCAUGCACAAGGGAUGUCGCGAGACUUUCAAAAAGCAUAAAACUACUCGAGCCGUAGGCGAGUGUAUUUUUACGCUUUCUAAAAGUCGAGCAACAUCCCAAGUGCAUAGAUCACGCUAUCCUGCUUGGAAAACCAUUUGGUAAUUGUUUUAUAAAAUAACUACAGUGAAACAAUGACAUUUUGAGAAUCCCGCGAUAAUCCCGCGAAGGGAUUUUAAUUCCUUGUGCAGGAUAGCCUGAUCCUGCACGGCUAUUGACCAAUCAAAUUGCAUGUUUCACUGUAGUUAUUAUAUAAAAGCUUUUCAUAGAUAGGUCUGGCUCGAAUACCAAGUUCAUAUCGAGUGUAAAUUAGAAUCUUAUGUGCUCCUUUGUGGGCUCCAUAUCACAGCCAAAUAAGAAUCUGAAUAAAGCGAUCUGCCAAAUUCUAUCAUAGAAGCAUUAUAUAAGCACCAAAUUUGCACAACAACUGUGAUAAAAAUACUGGCCACACAUUAACAUAACAAAAUAGAACCAUAAAUGCUUUGGGACUUCAUUGCAGCCUCUGGUGACAGAACGUUUUGAUCCGCCCUUGUAGUGAUAUCGGUGAGACGAUUAAUCGAGUAUGUGUUAAGACAAAUAAUGCUUCGAACCCUGUAAACAAAAAAAUGCAGCAAGUCUGUCUUCUGGUAAUACUGAGUCUGCGACAAUCAGCAGCUCUGCAUCAAACCAUAGACAAUCCAAUGUCUUCUGGAUUGUCUAUGAUCAAACCCUACAAGGCGAAAUUACCAAAGCUGACAUUGAGGAAAUUCUCUGGAGACCUCAAAUCCUGGCAGUCUUUUUUGCGUGGGACAGUUUCGAAGCUGCAGUACACAAUAAUAGCGGUUCAAUUACCUGAAGAGUUUGGUUGAAGGCAAUGCCGCCUCAGCUAUUGACGGUUUCGCACUAACCGCCGAUAACUAUGAAUCAGCAGUUAAAUUGCUCAAAGACAGAUUCGCUGACCCCCAGAUUAUUAUAUCUAGUCAUAGGGAGGAGUUAUUGAACUCACCAGCUGUUAGUGACAUACAUAAGGUAUUUUGAAAUUAGAGGAGGGCGCUAUAGAGGGAAACUGCCCUAUUCAUCAUCAACAUUGUUCUCGGGGAAAGGUCCGUCAUCUGUGCCAUGCUGUAGUUAUUGUUCGAAGCAGCAUAAGGAAAAAAGGAAAUGUUUCUUAGGCCUAAGAUCUGGUCAUAUUAUAAAACAUCGUGACUCUCAGUAUAAAUGCCAAAAGUGUGGUGGGCAUCAUCAUGUAUCAAUCUGUGAGAAGAAUGCCAAUAAACCCCCUGCCCCGGGAGGCAAGGUAGAGCAACAAUGGGACCCUGUGAGACAACAGCAAGUUAAUCAACCCAGUACUAAAUCAGAAACAGCACAGAAAACACAAACUGAAACAUCUAGUCUGUAUGUUGAGAGUAAUACAGCAGUUCUUCUACAGACAGCUCAGAGCUUAGUGGGCAAAGUUGAAAGUGAAUUGGUUGGAAAGCAUAAUGCUCGAAUUGUGUUUGACUCAUGUAGUCAGCGAUCCUACAUAUCAAAUAGAUUGAGAAACAUCCUGAAUUUAGAGACGAUUGAGUCAGAAAACCUACUUAUUACGAAAUUUGGUGAUGAAGCUCCUGAAGUCCUCACAAGCAAGAGUUAAGUUCGCAGUAACAGAUACCAAAGGAAAUGAUAUUAUGAUGGGUGCAUACAGUGUGCCUACAAUCUGUAGUCCAAUUAGCAAUCAGUCAAUUAAAGUCGCACUUGAAGAAUACCCACAUCUUCGUGGUUUGAAUCUCGCAGAUACCCCAGGUAUGUCUGACGGUAGUGAUGUAGAAGUGGACAUAUUAAUAAGUGCAGAUUACUACUGGAAAUUCAUAACUGGCACAACAAAAUGUGGUGCAAAACCGGAUACUGUCCGGACCUGUGAUCCAAGAGAAUCAGAGAAACUCUAGCUGUACGACCACCAACGUACUCCGUAUUGAUGCAGAACCAGUUAUAACUACCCAAUUGCCAGUCUGCAUAGAAAAAUUAUAGGAUCUUGAAAAACUAAGAAUUCGAGACAACGAGCUUACCACUGAGUCUAAGUUUAUGGAAGAAAUAAACUUCAAUGGAAAACAGUUUGAAAUUAAACUGCCCUUUCGAGAAGAACACCUAGUACUACUACCUGACAAUCAUACUGGCUCUGUGAAACGGUUCAGUUCCUUGAUACCCCGACUGAAGGCUAACCCCAAACUUCUACAGAAGUAAGAGUCUGGUAUUGUGGAAUCUGCUUCCUGGAACAACAAGUGUCUACAUACUAGACCAUCCUUCAACACCCUGAUUUUUGAUAUUCUGGUUCGAUUCCGCGUAUAAAAGGAGCGAUGCGUUCCUGAAUAUUGAUCCAACCUUUGUUUCCAAGGUGAUAAAAUCCCUCUACGUGGAUGAUCUUGCAUCUGGUUCAAAUAAUCCAGAAUCGGCCUUAGAAUUGGAGAAGAAGAUUAAAACCCGAUUGUCCGAAGGCAGUUUCAAUAUGCGCAAAUGAUUGAGUAACAGCAAAGAAUUAAUGACGGAGUUUCAAAAUGAUCCACAAUUUUCAGAAAGUCCUCAACAACUGUCUAUUUACCGAGUUCAGUAACGGAGAAAGAUCAAGGAUAUUCAAAGUCAAUCUCAGCAACUCGACAACCACCCUCGUUGUCUUAG